AAUGUUCGGUACCAAAAGUGUCCAGCUGACUAGUUUGUGACGGAGGUGAAACUUUGACUUGUGUCUCGCAAACCAGAUUGCUAGUUAGUUAGCUAGUUAGCAAACUAGCUAGUUCCCGAGGAUAGGUAUGAGACACGAGGCUCUAGAGAGCUGUCAAAAAGAUCCUAAAUACAGUUGCAUCUAAAACGAAGCAAAUCUAACUCAGAUGGAAGGAACCUAAAAAAUAAAGUCAGAGCUAAAAGGACCAACUUUCACAUGAUGAGAGCGGACCCUUAGGACCCACCAUGGGUGGACACAGUAUGCAGGUGAAAGCUCAGCCGACUGCAGCCGGAGGCGGAGCAGCUGAGGUGCCAGGUUGUGGUCCGGUUACCUGGGACAAAAGUGGAGGAGUAACCAUAACGGUGCAUGCAAAGCCCGGUUCUAAACAUAGCGCCAUCACAGACGUUUCCACGGAGACGGUGGCUGUUUCUAUUGCAGCACCACCUACAGACGGAGAAGCAAACACUGAACUCAUCCGGUACCUGGCAGAAGUUCUGGGUCUGAAGAAGAGUCAUCUUUCUCUUGAAAAGGGCUCCAGAUCCAGAGACAAGCUCAUCAGAGUGGGCUCCUCUCUUAGCCCAGAGGACGUUCUGAGAAGGCUCCAGCAGGCUGCAGGUUGACCGAGGAGGAGGAACCUGAGAGGAUGGACAAACUGGAUCAGGAUCCUUUUUUUCCCCCCGUGUCUGUUCCUGAUUUUCCGAGUGAUGGAGAAGAAGACGGAAACUCGAAGAGACAGGUCCAGACGUCUUACACGAUCUGCUCUGGUUAUCUGGUUAAAGUAACUAACAGGAACGUUGCUAAGCUGAGUCAAAUUCUGUCCCGCUCUGAACUUGAGACUUCAACUCCUCACGCUUAGACUACUGUAACCCUCUUUUCACGUGUCUGAGCAGAACCUCCCUGAACCGUCUACGGGUGGUUCAGAACACCUGUGCUCGGCUUCUCACCAAGUCCUCCAAACACACCCACAUCACCCCGCUUCUCCUCCUGUUGCUCUUUCUGUCAGUUCUGUCUUUCUUAAAAUCCUGUUAUUACCGUUUCUUUAUUCUUCCUUCAUAUUUUUAAUCUAAAUUUUAACUUUUCCCCAUUUUUAUUACAAUAUGAAAUAUAUUCUUUGUUUGAAUUUUUGGUUCUUGUGAAGCACCUUGUUGUUUUUAUCUGGAGAGGCACCAUCUAAAAAAUAGUUUCUUCUUCUACAAUCACAUCCCUUCAUAAAUCAGCUGUGGUUCUGAUCUGAAUCUAUGGUUUUGGAACCGGGUCACUACCAGAACCAUGUCGGUGUGACCGCAAACCACCAGGAGCUGUUCUGAGGGGACGUCUGUAGAAUAAACGACUUCCCUACUGAGGUCCUGGUCCGGUUCCUUGUGGCGAACCAAACCAAACUCAUUUCAGUUUUUUUUCUGUUCCAAUGAAAUUUAUAAAAGUUUAUAUUAAACAUGUUUUUUUCA
Molecule: messenger RNA, 1484 nt
Organism: Nothobranchius furzeri (turquoise killifish)
Lineage: Eukaryota; Metazoa; Chordata; Actinopteri; Cyprinodontiformes; Nothobranchiidae
Gene: c4h15orf40
Product: chromosome 4 C15orf40 homolog
Cellular component (GO): cytoplasm
Source: RefSeq, a predicted model, not a curated record